Aplysia californica (California sea hare) is the source of this 1263-nucleotide messenger RNA. RefSeq names its product cilia- and flagella-associated protein 52. Gene Ontology annotation, biological process: cilium assembly. Lineage: Eukaryota; Metazoa; Mollusca; Gastropoda; Aplysiida; Aplysiidae. The record is from RefSeq and is a predicted model, not a curated record. Gene Ontology annotation, molecular function: protein binding.
GAAACGAUACCUCCAAGAUGUCGAUGAUUGGUCAGGAAAAGGAAGCCACUUCUGACAGUCUCUCAGCUCCCUGUGACGAUGUGAAGCAGCUCAGACUGAGGCAUAUCAUUGGCUUUAACGGUCACCACCCCAAGGAGAAGCACAUGCUGUACCCUGUGGCCUCGGACAUUGUCAUAGAACAUAUCACAAAGACGGCAGAUGGGGAACAGGAGUUUCUUUCUAGACACUCGGAGUCAAGGUACAAGCCAUCAGUUUCCUCAAGAGCUCCCACAUUUUCGUCUCUCUGGGCGUGGACGAGGACGGUCACUUGACGGUGUGGGGAGUGGGGCAAAGACAGCCACUGACCAAUCAGCUGGCUCAGCCGCAGAGAGCGACCGCCCCGCGCUGUCUCGCCGCCUCCAAGAGAAACGGGGACAAGUUUAUCACAGCUGGCAGAGGACACGGGCGGCUGUGGACUUUGUCUAGCGAAGGGAGGGAACUCGCCUUUACGGAGCUCCGCUUCGGGCCCUUAGGUCGUGACGUCACCUGUGUGGAGGUGGCCGACUAUGACAGUACUGAGCACCAGAUGGCGUUUUUGGGAAACACAGGCGGAGAUAUCCUCCUAGUAGUCAACAUGACUAACGGGACAAUGCAGGCUUGUGUGCCAAAAAAACCCGUCCCAUCCGGCAUUACGAGCAUUACUUACCUCCGGAUGCUCGACGCCUCGACCUUUAACCUUUUAGUGGGUACGGGCAACGGUAAGGUCAUGAACUACGACGUGGCCUUGACCUACGAGAAGGGCAACAAGGUCAAGGGCACUGCCAGGCUGGCCAAAGACACGAACGUCUGGUCGGAUGAGCGGGAGCAGCGCGCUGUUACUUCAAUUGCCAAAUUAGGCGUCGGCAACACCUUCUACGUGGGCACCGAGAGUUGCCAGAUGUACGUGUUCAACCUGUACCGCUGGUCGGCACAGCUCAUCCGGACGUGCUGCCUCUCGCCUGUCCUGACCUUGACCUUCGCUAGAGGGACAGACGAUUUGUUGGUUACUGGGGAGUUCAGUCAGGUUCGAGUUUUCAACUUGCAUGUGAACGCAGAAGUGAGACGGUAUUUUCGCGCCAACCGCACCUGCACGUCUGCCGUGGUGAACCAUGACGGGACGCAGGUGUUCACAGGGUGGGACAACGGAGGAACCGUAGUGCUGGGGUUCGAUCCCAAAGACCUGGCUUUGAAGGAUUUGUAUAGAAUAGAUUCCACACAAAAACAGGCAGUGACUGCCCUUGCACU